CCGGGAAGUUGAUCUGAGCAGUAAAAUUGAUCAAACCAACUAUAAACAUUAGGAGUCAAGUUGUGAGAACAAGUGGUACAGGUCUAGCUAGGAACAAAGGAAUCUUUUCCAGGCAAAGUAGGCUGUUUGGCCGUGCAUCUCUAGUUCUAGGAUGCGCAACACCCUCGAAAGUGCUUCGAAGGGCAAGCGUUAGUAGUUCACUAUCUUACAAUACUACCUAGCAUUCACUCUAUGUAUGACAUCCAUCAGAGGAACACUAUUUUCCUGACUAAGGUCGUGUUUUUACAUUUCGAUUCCAAUGGCAACUAGCCCGAGACAAGCUCCAGGGCAUAAAAUUUCACUCAACGAGUUUCGGUCUGGCUACCCCCAAUAUGCAGCUCUCCUCAGCAGUCACCCGUCUUUUCACAACUUCCGUCGAUUUUGCAGAGUUCGCAUGCGCCUUCUUCUUGCCAAGCAAGAUGAGGUUGCUGCACUUGAGAGCUCCCUGGAUCGUAUAGAUGAAAAUGAAAACCGGGCUCUUUUUCUUGGCUGUUUACGCCGGGAUGCCAAUCAAGAAAGACAGCAGGCAUUGCAACAACUCAUGUUGACGCUUGCUGAGUACGAUAAAAUGUUAGAAAACAGUCGCCGAGUUUUAUCGAUGCCAGACCCACCGUAUCGGGAGAUCCAAAACUUAAAGAAUUGGGUUGACGGCACUGCUUGUCUCAGUCGUCAUGAAACAGAAUAUCUAGAAAUAGGCCACGACCUUGCCAAUUUGAGUGGAACCGAGGAUAGUGCCAUAACGUCCAUGGAGUCGGUUGUAGAGGAUUGCAAGUUUUGGCUCGAUCAUCUCAUUAGAAAGUUCGCCCCAAACUCCACCCAGAUGACGACGCAAUCCGAGAAUAUUCUCAUUCUUAACCCUCAAUUACAAAGACUUAGCCGAGCUGUGACCAUUGGAUUCGCGACAAUUACUAUCCUAGCUCCAACAUUGGUACUGCCGAAUAUUUCUAGCAUGGGGGGACGUAUGGUUAUGAACGUCAUUUCAACAGCGAUUCUUCUCUCCGUGAUAUCCUUCUUUACAAGAGCAAGAACAGUUGAAGUGUUUGCCUCAGGAGCAAGUUAUGCUGCCGUCUUAGUUGCCUUUACCGCCAGUAAUAUUAACACUAGUGGUUGUUGUCCGUAGUGGUAGAUUCCCCAAUAUUCUAGUUGAUCUGGUUAUAAGAGAGGUGUGAGGACCUGGGUACCUAGGUAGCGAUGUCAGAGAUUGGUAGACACAAUGUGGCACAUGCUGGCUAUGGAACAAAUGGGUAGUUAACAUGUAAGGAACUGCAUCCCAGAUGGCUGCAGUUCUGGUUUAUG
This is a messenger RNA of Annulohypoxylon truncatum, 1335 nucleotides long. RefSeq lists its product as uncharacterized. The record is from RefSeq and is a predicted model, not a curated record. NCBI's taxonomy places the organism in Eukaryota, Fungi, Ascomycota, Sordariomycetes, Xylariales, Hypoxylaceae. Bases 299 to 1159 code for a protein of 286 amino acids. The transcript is spliced from 5 exons.